Molecule: messenger RNA, 4323 nt
Organism: Megalopta genalis
Lineage: Eukaryota; Metazoa; Arthropoda; Insecta; Hymenoptera; Halictidae
Gene: msi
Product: RNA-binding protein musashi
Biological process (GO): regulation of translation
Cellular component (GO): cytoplasm
Molecular function (GO): mRNA binding
Source: RefSeq, a predicted model, not a curated record
GUGGAAAAACAGAGUGUGUUAUAGAGAGACGACGCGAGUGUGUUUUGUUUUGUUGUGUGCAGUGCGAAACAGGAUUCCGGUCGCAGGCCCAAGGUACACACAGAAUCUAUACCACCCAGUGAACUCGGGUUUCGCGUACGUACGUCGUCGUCGUCGUCGUCGUCGUGUACGUGACCGCGCGUCGGUAACCGGCUUUGUCGCGUUCAAUCGUCCCGCUGGAAGGUUCGCGCGUUCCCUUUCUACGUUCCCCGUAUGCGGAGCAAAGGCCCCGCUGGCCGUGGACCGGCUCGACGGACCGUCAGUAGUCCCUUUGUUCCGGUGGAGCACGGUCCCGCGGACCCAUCGCGACGAGACAACUGUUGUUUUGGCGGCUGCGAGUCGCGGCACGCCGCGCGUCGCGUCCUGCAUCCUUGCUGCUGCUGCUGCUGCGAUCGGCGAACAUCCUCGCGACCUUGAACUUGUGUGCCUGUGCAUCCCGCCGCUGCGAGAACAGCCGUCGUCGUCGUCGUGCGUGGUUCGUUUAACCCUGUGGACGCCGGUGCGAUUCAAGUCGAUCCGGUUCGUUUAUCUUUUCUUUUUGUUUCUUUUUUUUUUGUUCCGUUCCGUUUCGUUCCGUUUCGUUUCGUCUCGUCGUACGACAAAGAGCAACUUGUUCCCGCGACGAGAACUGGCAACUAAAUCAGGAGGAAGCCUGCGCCGGGUGGCAGCUGCUGGCGGCCAAGCCUGAAACACCAGACGAGCUCCAACAUGUUCCCAUACACCACCUUCUCCACUGUGGGGCAUCCCACGACUCUUCUCGGCGAAGAGGAGCAAAGGAAAGAGAGGCUAGUCGGUUAAGACAGACGCAGACGGGUCGGGCUUCGAGGGCGGUGGAUCGACGGGACGAGGCCCGACAGACCCGAGGGGACCGAAAACAGGCGACCGUCCUCACCAGAGAGCGCAUCUCCUCUGUCUUGACUAUUUUCUUUCAAGGAUGCAGGCACGAAUCCAAGCCUCGCGGCCCGACGAUGGACCACCAGGCGCGAACGACGGAGCUGCGGUGACCGAGACAUGAUGUAUUGUUUCUCCGCCGGCAUGGAGGCGGCGAACGGUGCGAUCGAGCACGAUUUCCACAAUGCCCUGGUGCCUAUAAACGGUAGCCACUCUGGCAGCUCCGGCAGGAGUACGCCGAACGGAGGAGACCCGGCGCCGGGGAAGCUGUUCGUCGGCGGCCUCUCCUGGCAGACCAGCAGCGAGAAGCUCAGGGAGUACUUCGGGAUGUUUGGCACUGUCACCGACGUCCUCAUCAUGAAGGAUCCGGUCACACAGCGUAGUCGCGGGUUCGGCUUCAUCACGUUCGCCGAGCCGGGUAGCGUGGACAAGGUGCUGAAGUGUCCAAUCCACACGCUGGACGGCAAGAAGAUCGACCCGAAGCACGCGACGCCGAAGAACCGCGCGAAACAGGCGAACCGCACCAAGAAGAUCUUCGUAGGCGGCGUCAGCCAGGACACGAGCAGCGACGAAGUGAAGGCCUACUUCAACCAGUUCGGGAAGGUCGAGGAGACGGUGAUGCUGAUGGACCAGCAGACGAAGCGGCACAGGGGCUUCGGGUUCGUUACGUUCGAGAACGAGGACGUGGUGGACCGGGUCUGCGAGAUCCACUUCCACACGAUCAAGAACAAGAAGGUCGAGUGCAAGAAGGCGCAGCCGAAGGAGGCUGUGCAGCCGGGCGCGCUCGCGCUCGGCAAGAGGGUGGUACUCGGAGCUCUGGGCGUCCGGCUGGCACCCCAGCCGCCGCUCCCGGUGGCCGCGGCCUCCCAGAUCGUGGCCGCGCAGGCACAGGCGCAGGUACAGGCGGCCGCGGCCGCGGCCGCAGCCGCGCAGGUGCAAAACGCCGUGGCCGGAUACGGGAAGCUGUUCGCGAGCAGCUACCCCGCGCUCUCCGCGUACCGGUACGCGCCGUACCCGAUCCCGGCGGCGGCGGUGGCCGCGGCUGCGGCAGCGGCCGCCCCCGCUCCCGCACCGGCACCGCCCGCAGCCGCGGCCGCGGCCGCAGCCGCAGCGGCAGCCACACCAGCCGCCGCCGCGGCCGCCGCAGCCGCGCCGGCAAACCCCUACCAAGGAUACUCGCUGACCAACGUCGACAUGUCCAGCUUCCAGGGCGUCGACUGGGGCUCCAUGUACGGGAUGGGCAUGUACGUGUAAAAAACUAACGUCGGAACACCGAACACACUCUGAACUCUCUGAUCCGAACGCGCGCGCUGUCGAUGCCCGGCGUCGCACACACACACAUAUACACACACACUAACACACUGAUACUGAUACUGAUACUGAUACUGAUACAUAUUCACACACAGAGAGAGAUCUGUGUAAUUCGCGUUACCUUUCCAUCACGAGAGAUUAGAUCGGCGCGCACGCUUCCGUUCGCCUUGCUCCACUCCCCUUAGCUGCCAGAAGCGGCACACACACACACACAUACACGGAUACCGGAUUAAACUACGGUCAUCUUCUUCCUACGACAACCUGCGCCCCUGCGCGAACACCUUCCCCCUCCGGGUCACUUUAUUUUCUAUUCCGAGCUUCCAUGUUCGACUGUCACACGUUUCACGAGACACACACGCACGCGCGCGCGCACACAUAUAUACAUUUCUCCGGUGAACUCUCCGCUUCCGGACCAACGGCGGGACAAAGGCAAAGGUCUUUCGGGCCACGGAGGGACGAGGAGGACGCGCCCGGGAACUAUAACGGAAGCGCCGCGAGCUCGGACAGGAUCAGAGUAGUCUUGUUAAGUAGACCGACGGCACCCGGCACACGCGAGCGAGGACUGUUUCCGGCCGGGACGGGACACACACACCGAAGUCAUUCUUUUCUUGCGUUUAACUCUUAAUCGUCAUGUUAUUAUCGCUUGUCAAUUAAUUUAUUAGCGAGAGAAUCUGAGAUUUCGUCGAGGCGACCGCGAGCGAACGAGACUGCGUGUGGAAUGCGUGCGUGUGUACACAACAGAGACAGAAAGUGCGUGAGCGCGCGCGCAUGUGUGCAAGAUAGCGAGAGAGAGAGAGAGAGAGAGAGAGAAUGAGAAAACGAGAGCGCGCGUCCGUUUGACCCGCGAGUUGAUUGCGUUUCGCGUUUUUUCCGCCGCACUCGGUUCCUAUAUAGUUAGCGUUAGCAUGCUCCCCGUCAACGUUCACACACUCACACGAGAGCACGGACAUACAUACACACACAUACAUACGUACAUACGUAAAAACAUACAACACACGAGACACAUCGCGUACAGCGGUGAUUCCCGCCGGCCUUUCGCCGCGCCCGUUCGUAACACGACGACGAAAAAACUGCUUACUUACUUACUUAAUUACACACUUACUUAAACUAAUUAAUUAAGCGAUAUAUACCGGCGGCCGCGUGAAACCGCGACCGCCCCCCACUCUCAAGGAUCUCGACCACGAAGCAAUAAAACAGGGGAGGUAGAAACAGAGAGAAAGCAAGCAAGCAAGAGAGAGAGAGAGAGAGAGAGAGAGAGAAAGAAAGAAAGCCGAGGACGCAGCGUCGCGCGAUCCCGUUCCGCGUUUUCUCAACAACAACAAGCACGCCGGUGAACGGGUCACGCCUCCGCCGACACGCGACCCCAACUCCCGCGGGCUAGCCACUUCGAAUCAUCUUCCCAUCGCGAAUCAUCUGGCCCGAGAAAAAAAAUCAAUCUGGAUCGAUCGAACUUCCCGGGACCUUUCCGCGCGAUACGGUUCCAAGAAAGGUGUCGGGUCGCGUCGGGUCGGGUCUGGUCUGGUCGGGUCGGGUCGGCGACGCCUGAAACGCCCGCGCAUCCUCUCUUCCUGUUCCGAACACGAGGCAGUUCUCCCGUUGGUCGCUAAUUCCUCUCCGCCUCGGUGAAAGUGCCAAACGAAACCGCUGGAGGGAACGUCGCCGGAAAUCCACGGGUACCACGCGCGACUCCGCUGAAAAUCGGGCCCGUUCAUCGGCGUGCUUCCGGCCGUCCGCGCGAUCCUCCGCGGGUCCGACGGUUCUCCGAGGCAACGCGAUCCUCGUCGACGACGGCGAUUCAUAGGUUCAGUCCUCCGCGGGCCACGCGACGAGCGUAGCGGCAACUUUUAUGCUCAGUCUGCGGACGCCUAACCUUAACGGGGCGACGCUUUCGGGUUCGGAUCCGCGGCAGUCGUUAAGGCUAGGUUCCUCGGUGGUACGUACACAGUGUGUGGUUUCACGCUAUAGUAAAUGCACGCUGGUCGCGCGGCGCGCAGGGCGCAGCCCGACGUCUUUGGCAACAGCGCAACUGCGGCGUUGCCGGGUCGCUGGCUGAAAGGCGACGUCACCGGCGUGCUCGGAUCG